Molecule: messenger RNA, 1508 nt
Organism: Saccostrea cuccullata (small rock oyster)
Lineage: Eukaryota; Metazoa; Mollusca; Bivalvia; Ostreida; Ostreidae
Product: transient receptor potential cation channel subfamily M member-like 2
Exons: 9
Biological process (GO): calcium ion transmembrane transport
Cellular component (GO): plasma membrane
Molecular function (GO): ligand-gated calcium channel activity
Source: RefSeq, a predicted model, not a curated record
UUAAAGACAAAUGAUGGAUCAUAUUCAUUGACACUAACGUUGUUUUUUCUGCAUAUUAACAUCAACAUGACAAGGAGAGUCCAUAAAAUGUUGAAUGCUCGUGAAAACAGUUCUGUUUUACUGACUUAAUUGACAUGGAAGAAGAUAUAGAAGAUUAUCCUAACAUUGAAGUGGACCCACAAUAUGUCACUGUGACUAGCGUGGCGUCAUAUGUCAGCACAGAUUCCACAGAUGACCUUGACUGGUUACAAACCUCCAAACUUACAGGGGGGAUAAUCAAGUUCCUGUUUGAUGGAUCUACAGAGGAAAAGAGUCACACAGGUUACUAUGUUUGUGUGGGGGAGGACGCUACUGUGGACAAUGUGGCUAAAUACAUCACCAAAGUGUGGAAGAAGAGGAGCCCAGACAUCAUUCUCUCUGUUAUAUCCAGUCUCAGUCAUUUCAGGAAGUGGAAGAAUCAGCAGGAAGUGGAAGAUUUCCAGGCGGGUUUGAUUCAGGCUAUGAACUCUACCAAUAUGUGGGUGUUGACAAAUGGUUUAGAUGGAGGAAUCGCUAAAAUAGUUGGGGAUGCCGUUCGUUUUGAGAGAGAGAGGCGAUCUAUUCUGAUGACACGAGCUCAGAACCCCUAUGUAAAGCUUCACAAGAAAGAGGAUGUAGAGGAACUGCCUAAACUGACCGUGAUGGGAAUCGUUCCUAAACUACAGCUCCAGUGUGCGGCCAGGACUGAGGGAUUGCAUGAUUCCAUUAUUUCACUGAAAAAAACGGGGACUAAGGAAGCUAUGGAGUUGAAUGGAGAACACUCUCAUUUUAUCAUAAUGGACCAGAACACUGAUCUAAGGGAGCUGGAAGGCUUUAGACUCAGAAUUGAGGAGAGACUUCUGACCCCUAUAGGGAAGGGCAAGAGAUACAGAAAAGUCAAAAUGUUUGACCCCUCCCUUGAUGCAGGAUCCAUCCCAGAAAAUUUAAACAUGAUUACCAGCACCAGUACCCCCAUGGUCGGCCUCCUGAUACAGGGUGGACCAUUAGAUAUUGACCAUGUGGUGGACCUUCUACGGAGAAAAGUUCCUGUCCUAGUUCUACAGGGGACUGGACUGGGAGCCGAUCUUAUAGCGUUUGUGUACUUUGAAAAAGUUCAUCACCAGGGUGAUGAAUACGAGUCUUUUGUGAAAACUGAGUUAAUUAAGAGAAUGAUGAACUGUUAUCCAAAGGAUUUUGUGGACAAUGAGCUGGCCCGGAAUCAGUGUAGAGACAAAAUACUGGAGUGUGUUAAUCUUGCCCACCAGGAGAAUGGGAGGUUUCUAACUAUUUUGGACAUAAAUGCGGAUCCCACUGGACUUAAGAACUUGGACAAAUACAUCUUACUCACUUUGUUUGAAUCUCAAGGGUCCAAAACAGGAAGUCAGUUCCAGGAACAAUUCCAGUCUGACCUCAAGUUGACCUUACACUGGAAUAGACCUGAUCUAGCAGAAUCACAGAUUUUUGAGAAAUAUGAUUGGACAACUGUUAAG